GCAACACGGGGCGGGCAUUUAGAGGGAGGGACAGGUACGAGGUGUUAGUUGAUUCAGCAAAGGAUCUAAUGGACCAGCCUUAGAAGGCACAGUAGCUGAAACACACUAGUCCUCGAAAUCAUCUCCUGAAUUAUGGAACGAUACGAAAGUGACCGCGAAAUGUCCGAAGACGAGCACAAUUUUUUAGAAUCGGGCGACGAUUUUACUUCGGACGAAGAGCAGAGUGUUGAUAUUGUGGCGGAAGAGCAGAAGGAAGAGAGCUCGUGUGAGGAAAGUGCAAAUAGUAACAAGUUCUCGAUUGAUAGCAUUUUGGGACUGAACAGGAAAUGCAAGGACGAAGAGGAGAAAAUUAGCGCCAAAGAAAUUAAGUUUGUCAAGCCGACUCCGCUGCCGGCGGCUCCACGCACAGGCUUAUAUCAAUCAGUGAUAGAUUUGCAACAAUACGGACGACCUGAUCCUACUCCUCCUGAUCCAGGAUUGCUCGAAUUUCUCGCAAAUUCUAAAUCAAGCUCUCAAAAUAGUUCUUCCGAAACGUCCUAUAUUCCCUAUCAUCUUCAUCCGGGAACAAGCUCUUCUUCGUUUAUUUAUACGAACUGGUUGAAUGCGACUGGGGAUCAUAAAAGUUCUAGUCACAUUUUCGGACUACAAGCGCCCAAACCGGCCAAUCGCCGGUCCAGAAAACCGGGACUGGACCGAAAACCCAGACAGGCUUACAGCGCCAAACAAUUAGAAAGACUCGAAAGCGAAUUCAAAGUCGACAAAUAUCUGAGCGUCAGCAAACGAAUGGAGCUUUCAAAAGCCCUCAAUCUCACGGAAGUACAAAUCAAAACAUGGUUCCAGAACCGGAGGACAAAAUGGAAGAAGCAACUGACGACGAGACUCAAAAUGGCGCAGAGACAGGGACUUUUCCCACCGCAUUAUUUCGCGCCAGCCGCACAACAGUAUUCUGCACUUUUCACACCGUACUAUUCAACUCUCGGCUGCGUCUUCGGCGUACCAACGAUAGAGGACACCUCGGCAGCGGAAACAGCACGGAGAGGAUCGAUUUCAAACUGAGUUGCUUCGAUGUUAGCCCAUUGUAUCUUAAUUGCUGUAUAUUUGUAUUUAUUAUUAUUAAAUUAAUUAAUUGAUUUAGA
Tribolium castaneum (red flour beetle) is the source of this 1136-nucleotide messenger RNA. RefSeq names its product homeobox protein ceh-30. The coding region runs from base 133 to 1056 and encodes 307 amino acids. The transcript is spliced from 3 exons. The record is from RefSeq and is a predicted model, not a curated record. Lineage: Eukaryota; Metazoa; Arthropoda; Insecta; Coleoptera; Tenebrionidae. Gene Ontology annotation, biological process: regulation of DNA-templated transcription. Gene Ontology annotation, molecular function: DNA binding; DNA-binding transcription factor activity, RNA polymerase II-specific.